Erigeron canadensis is the source of this 1060-nucleotide messenger RNA. RefSeq names its product plant UBX domain-containing protein 1-like. Bases 121 to 843 code for a protein of 240 amino acids. Gene Ontology annotation, molecular function: ATPase binding. Lineage: Eukaryota; Viridiplantae; Streptophyta; Magnoliopsida; Asterales; Asteraceae. Gene Ontology annotation, biological process: protein-containing complex disassembly. The transcript is spliced from 7 exons. The record is from RefSeq and is a predicted model, not a curated record.
UCUUCCUCAAGAAAACAGUACACAACGCUUAAAAUUUUUUUUUUAUUUUUCUUCAGUUAAUUCAUAAUUAAAAAAAAAAAAAAAAAAAACAAUCCAAGAUUUUAAUCAAUAUCUGAUCCCAUGGACUCUCAAUCUGCUAAGGAAAAACUGGAAGCUGCAAAGGAACAUUAUGGACGAGAAAUCCGUGUGUUUGAGACGACAUCUUCUUCUUCUUCUUCUUCUACUGAGACAACAACAAAACAAGACCCAACAAACACAGAUGAGUUGCCUGAUGAGUUUUACGAAUUCACCGCGGAAGAUUAUUAUCGUAUGUUGAGUACUAAAAAGGAAGAUAAUGUUAUGAAGACAAGAAAAAUUCGAGAAGCAGAACAAGCGGCUCGUAGGUCAAGGAUUACCAAGGCGGUGAUACGUGUUCGUUUUCCAGAUAACCACACAUUAGAAGCGACGUUCCAUCCAUCAGAAACAAUGCAAAGCUUGGCGGACCUUCUCAAGAAAGUAGUGGCUCAACCAGACAUCCCUUUUUAUAUAUAUACUACUCCUCCUAAGAAGCAAAUAAAGGACAUGUCUCAGGACCUCUAUUCUGCUGGCUUUGCUCCUGGAGCAAUUGUCUACUUUUCAUACAAUGAAUCAAAAGGUGAUGUUGAAAUUGCUGCAUCAGGUUCAUUCCUUAAAGAGGAUGUCAUGUCGUUAAAAGGUCUGGAACUCGUUGCUGAACAGGAGAAAGCCGAGGUCAGCCAAGCUACCACCACCGAACCCGUAGCGGCUGCUGCCCAACAACCAGUUCAACCGCGGAAAGCCACUACUGAUAAAAAGAUGGUGAAGCCAAAGUGGUUGAAAAUGUGAACUAGAUAACUGAUAUUUGCUUGAAACAUAUCUUAGCGUUAUGACCAUGUAAAUCCUGUUUCUGGUAAUGUCUUUUCCACAAGUUUAAAGACACUAAAAAUAUGUCUGUGUCAUGGCAAGAUUCAGCAGAUUAGGCAAAAGUGUUUUUAAAGGGUUAUAUGAUACGCCCUUCAGUUUCACCUUUCUAUGCAAGAAAACAACUUGACAUUAUUCGAAA